Molecule: messenger RNA, 1476 nt
Organism: Miniopterus natalensis
Lineage: Eukaryota; Metazoa; Chordata; Mammalia; Chiroptera; Miniopteridae
Source: RefSeq, a predicted model, not a curated record
AUUUUUUUUUUUUUAAACAGGAAUCGUCUUAAAGCCUCCAGUGAAGUAGAAUCUGUAGACCUCCCAAACUGCCACCUGAUUAAAGGCAUCGAAGCUGGAGCUGAAGAUAUUGACAUCCUUCCCAACGGCCUGGCUUUCCUUAGUGUGGGUCUAAAAUGUCCAGGACUCCACAGUUUUGCGCCAGACAAGCCUGGAGGAAUACUAAUGAUGGAUCUAGAAGACGAAAACCCGAGGGCAUUGGAAUUAAGAAUCAGCCGUGGGUUUAAUUUGGCUUCGUUUAAUCCGCAUGGUAUCAGCACUUUCAUAGACAGUGAUGACACAGUUUAUCUCUUUGUUGUAAACCACCCAGAAUUCAAGAGUACAGUGGAAAUUUUUAAAUUUCAAGAAGAGGAUAAUUCUCUUUUGCAUCUAAAAACGAUCAGACAUGAGCUUCUUCCAAGUGUGAAUGAUAUCAUAGCUGUUGGACCUGCACAUUUCUAUGCCACCAAUGACCACUAUUUCUCUGAUCCUUUCUUAAAGUAUUUGGAAACAUACUUGAACUUACACUGGACAAAUGUUGUUUAUUAUAGUCCAAAUGAAGUUAAAGUGGUAGCAGAAGGAUUUGACUCAGCUAAUGGAAUCACCAUUUCACCUGAUAAAAAGUACAUCUAUGUCGCUGAUAUAUUGGCUCAUGAAAUUCAUGUUUUGGAAAAACAACCUAAUAUGAAUUUAACUCAACUGAAGGUACUCAAGUUGGAUACACUGGUGGAUAAUUUAUCUAUCGAUCCUUCCUCGGGGGACAUCUUGGUGGGCUGUCAUCCUAACGGCCAGAAGCUCUUCAUUUAUGACCCAAACAAUCCUCCUUCCUCACAGGUUCUCCGCAUCCAGAAUAUUCUGUCAGAGAAGCCGACAGUGACUAUAGUUUAUGCCAACAACGGAUCUGUUCUCCAGGGAAGUUCUGUGGCCUCAGUAUACGACAAGAAGCUGCUCAUAGGCACUUUGUACCACAGAGCCCUGUACUGUGAACUUUGAAUUGUACUUUGGGUAUGCAAGUGUGCUAACUUCUCUUAACAAUUAAUGCUCUAUGAAUGGCUAAUUCUGAGGGAAUUUAGCCAGUAAAGUUGAACCAGGAAUGCGUGACUUGUAUAGUUAAUUUUAUUUCAGGAAGGAAAGACCCCUUUGGUCCUUGUAGCACUUUUAGCAUAAAAGGAAAAGGAACCUUUUUUUUCAAAUGCCAAGUAAAGGAGGGAGAAGAAAGCUGAAUACACUUUGCACAAAAUAAGCCUCACCUCCUUGCUCCAACUGCCAGAGCAUGGAUUCCACUGCAUCGGGGUAGAUCCUAUUUCCUUAAAAUGUGAGUGACCUCUGCUCCAUCAGUGUGACCACUGGGACUGUUCGGAACUACUGAUAGAUGACGUGUGUGGAUGUUUUAUACUUACAUCAUUGUUUACUAUUAAAGAGUUGGAGUUAUAUUAAAGACUAACUAAAAUCCUGUAA